AUGAAAGGGUCAAUCAUCAUCUACACCGCACUUAUCGCAUUCUCACGAUGCACCAGAAAUCGCAGACUCUGGUGCGAGGCCGGACUGGUAUUCUACUUCAUGUACAUCGCUGACGGCUGGUAUGGCGCCAUGUUCGUGAUGGGAAUGAUGCUCUGCGAUCUCGAUUUAUUGGCAAAAAAGAACGACCUGCCAGAAAUCUUCAAGAAACUGGAGCCAGCCAAGAUGUUCAUCUUCUACCACUUAUUCUUCGUUUCCAUGUAUCUGGGUGGUGUACCAUCAUACACAGGCGACGUCAUGAAGAUGCGCGAAAACCGCGGAUGGUACUACCUGUCCUUACUCAAGCCGCAAGCCGUUUUCGAUUACAAAUGGUUCUACCUUUUCUGGGCUGCUGUAUUUCUCGUCUCCUCGAUUCCUCGAAUUUGGUGGCUGAAAAGGUUCUUCGAGACACGCUUCUGCCAAUAUCUUGGACGGGUCUCGUUCGCCCUCUAUUUGGUUCAUGGACCUGUCCUCGGUACACUGGGAGACCGCCUAUACACAGCUGCAGGCUACUACAAAGACUCAGAGAAGCAGCACCUGGCGUACGUGGUUGACAGGUUUUCGCUGCCAAAGGUCGGCCCUCUUGGGCUAGAGCCGGCCUUUCUCCUCCCACAUCUAGCCAUCUUACCUGUUACUCUUUGGUUGGCAGAGCUUGUCACAAGAUUCAUCGACGAACCUAGCGUUAGGUUUGCACAAUGGCUUUACAGAAAGACACUCAAUGCUUCGGCGACACCAACAAAGGUCUGA
Molecule: messenger RNA, 783 nt
Organism: Colletotrichum spaethianum
Lineage: Eukaryota; Fungi; Ascomycota; Sordariomycetes; Glomerellales; Glomerellaceae
Exons: 1
Coding region: 1-783 (260 amino acids)
Biological process (GO): polysaccharide biosynthetic process
Cellular component (GO): membrane
Source: RefSeq, a predicted model, not a curated record